AUGUCACUCAAGGCAAUCUCCUCCAAAGAUGCAGCCUCUCUUGAUCAGGACCUCAUGGAAAUGGGUGGCUGGUCCCUCGAUCAACUGAUGGAACUGGCCGGUCUUUCUGUUUCGCAAGCAGUAUACCGUGUCCACCCUCCGUCUGCCGGAAGGAACAUCCUCGUCAUCUGCGGCCCAGGAAAUAAUGGAGGCGACGGCCUCGUCGCAGCCCGCCACCUCUCCCAAUACGGCUACACCCCAUCAAUCUACUACCCCAAGCCCGGCAAGAAGGACCUCUACACCCGCCUGCAAACGCAACUUCGCGCGCUCUUCGUCCCCAUCCUCACCAACGAUACAGAAUUCACAUCCGCCCUCAAGGGCACAUCCCUAAUAGUCGACGCGAUCUUCGGCUUCUCGUUCGGCGGCCCGCUCCGCGACCCGUUUCCGGAGAUCAUAUCGCAGAUGGAGAAAGCCAAGGUGCCUGUGCUCGCGGUCGAUGCGCCGAGUAGCUGGGAUGUGGAGAGUGGGCCGCCGAAGGAGGGGCCGGGGAGUGGGUUUAUGCCCGAGUAUCUGAUUAGUUUGACGGCGCCGAAGCCCUGCGUGAGGUUCUAUCGAGGUAGGCAUUUUGUGGGCGGGAGGUUCUUGACCAAGGAUGUUGCGGAGAAGUAUGGCUUGGAUUUGCCAAAGUAUCCGGGAAUUGAUCAGGUAUUGGAGGUUGGAGUUGAUGCUGAGGGAAGGCUUUAG
Messenger RNA from Aspergillus calidoustus, 723 nucleotides. Lineage: Eukaryota; Fungi; Ascomycota; Eurotiomycetes; Eurotiales; Aspergillaceae. The record is from the annotation of a GenBank genome assembly.